AUGACCAACAGAUCCGUCAUUUUCUUUGGCUUCCGUGGAUUCCUGGACUUUCGUUCAAUGUUCCUCGAUGAAUAUCACGACCGUCUCUUCAUUGGAGCCAAAGACACCAUCUACUCCAUCCAGCUGGACCGGCACAUGGAUCGGGAUACCAAAGAGAUUUACUGGCCGCCCCUGUCUGGUCAGAGGGAGGAAUGUGCUCUCAAGGGAAAGGACCCCUUCACUGAAUGUGCGAACUACGUCCGUGUGCUGCAUCCAUACAACAGGACACACUUACUGGCGUGUGGAACAGGAGCCUUUGAGCCUGUGUGUGGCUUUGUGAAUGUGGGACACCGGGGAGAGCACAUGUUUGCGAUGGAGCCCGCCGGCGUGAGGAACGGACGUGGCAAGUGUCCGCAUGACCCCAACCGUCCGUUUGCCAGCACCCUGGUCGGUGGUGAGUUAUAUUCCGGACUGACCGCUGACUUCCUGGGAAGAGAUCCCGUCAUCUUCCGUAGCCUGGGGCCUCGCUCAGCCAUGAGAACUGAACUCGACCAACGUUUGCUGCAGGACCCUAAGUUCGUGGCUGCCCACCUGAUCCCGGACACGGACGACAAAGAUAACAACAAAGUCUACUUCUUCUUCACGGAGAAAGCCCUGGAGUCCGAGGGCAAGAGUCGCGCGGUGUACAGCAGGAUCGGUAGGGUCUGUGCUAAUGACGCUGGUGGCCAAAGGGUGCUGGUAAAUAAAUGGAGCACUUUCAUCAAAACCAGGCUGAUCUGCUCUGUGCCCGGCCCGGAGGGGAUAGACACUGACUUUGAUGACCUCGUGGACGUCUUUCUCCUGAGAACCAAGGAUGAGAAAAAUCCAGAAAUCUAUGGCAUUUUCAGUACGAUAAGCAAUGUUUUCCAAGGCUACGCUGUGUGCAUGUAUCGUAUGGCUGACAUACGGGAAGCCUUUAAUGGAGCUUAUGCACACAAGGAGGGGCCAGAUUACCAGUGGACAACAUACGAGGGCAAAGUGCCUUACCCGAGACCUGGAUUUUGUCCGAGUAAGAUCACCACUCAGCCCAGCCGACCAUAUAACAGUACCAAGGACUACCCGGACGACGUCCUACACUUUGCUCGUAGCCACCCCCUGAUGUUCCAGUCAGUGUACCCGGCAAAUCAGCACCCCGUCCUCAUCAAAACCAACCUCCAGUACAAGAUGACACACAUCGUGGUGGACCGCGUGGACGCCGAGGAUGGACAGUACGACGUCAUGUUCAUUGGAACAGAUACUGGAGUUGUGCUGAAGGUGAUUGCUCUGCGGAAAGGGAACGCGAUUAAGAGCGAGGAAGUGAUCCUGGAAGAGCUGCAGGUCUUCAAGGCACCAAACCCCAUCACAUCUCUGGAGAUUUCAGUGAAGAGACAACAACUGUAUGUUGGCUCCAGGGUGGGCGUUGCCCAGGUAAAGCUACAUCAGUGUGAGACGUAUGGGAAUGCAUGUGCAGAGUGCUGUCUGGCCAGAGACCCAUACUGCGCCUGGGAUGGAACCUCCUGCACCAGAUACCAACCCACAGGAAAAAGACGUUUCCGCAGACAAGACAUUUGGAAUGGUAACCCCGCCCAUCAAUGUCUGGAUCAGAGUCUGAAUGCAGACAGUUUUGACAGCGUGGAGGAGCGAGUGGUGUAUGGAACUGAGGACAACAGCACCUUCCUGGAAUGUGUCCCGAAAUCCCCACAGGCCACCGUGAGGUGGUUCAUACAGAGAGCUGUGGACGGCAUGAAAGAUGAGGUGAAAUUGGACGAGAGGAUAGUCAAGACUGAGCACGGCCUCUUGUUCAGGAAGAUUUACCGAAUGGAUGAAGGCACGUAUUACUGCAAGACCCUGGAGCAUGGCUUCACCCAGACGGUGACCAGAAUCUCGCUGGAGGUCAUCGAGAGCGAGCAGCUGGAGGAGCUCUUCAACCGGGAUGGCGAGGACUAUAGCAGCCGGCCAUGCGCCGCCCAGAGCCAGAGGCUCCACAGCCAGAAACCGUGGUUCAAGGACAUUAUGCAACUGAUCGGCUACGCCAACCUGCACCGGGUAGAGGAAUACUGCGAGAGGGUUUGGUGCAACGAGAAGCAGCGCAAACGCCGCAAAAUGAUGCUGAACAAGUGGAAGUUCAUGUCGUCCGGCGUGAAGAAAGGCAAGAGCAAACCCCGGCACCGGCGACCCAGACACGUCACUGACACAUAGAGCUGGCUCAACCUCUCCUCUCCCAACACUGCACCGGACUGAAGGACUGAGCUCCUGAGCCUUGUACAGGUCAAACAUUGCAAACAGAGUCAGGAAGAGGAACACUCAACACUGACAUUUCACAAGAAACGUUUUGGUCUGGGUAUUUGGGAGGAUUAAUCCAGAAUGUGAAGUACCUGCAAAUUACCAAGAAUUCUUUACAAGUUACAUUCCUCCCACACCACGCCUCACGUCUACAGAUGCAUCCCCACCACCGGCCCAUCCCGAAUACAACACAGACCAUAUCACUGAGAUUCCUUGUCCAAAUAAAACAUCAAACUAG
This is a messenger RNA of Callorhinchus milii (elephant shark), 2518 nucleotides long. RefSeq names its product semaphorin-3G-like. The record is from RefSeq and is a predicted model, not a curated record. NCBI's taxonomy places the organism in Eukaryota, Metazoa, Chordata, Chondrichthyes, Chimaeriformes, Callorhinchidae. Gene Ontology annotation, biological process: axon guidance; positive regulation of cell migration; neural crest cell migration. Gene Ontology annotation, molecular function: chemorepellent activity; semaphorin receptor binding.